Messenger RNA from Chenopodium quinoa (quinoa), 1123 nucleotides. Its product is annotated as xyloglucan endotransglucosylase/hydrolase protein 24-like. The coding region runs from base 59 to 910 and encodes 283 amino acids. Gene Ontology annotation, molecular function: hydrolase activity, hydrolyzing O-glycosyl compounds; xyloglucan:xyloglucosyl transferase activity. Lineage: Eukaryota; Viridiplantae; Streptophyta; Magnoliopsida; Caryophyllales; Amaranthaceae. Gene Ontology annotation, biological process: cell wall biogenesis; xyloglucan metabolic process. The transcript has 3 exons. The record is from RefSeq and is a predicted model, not a curated record. Gene Ontology annotation, cellular component: cell wall; apoplast.
UUAAUCAUCUUUAACACAUUCAUUAAUAAUUCAUCUUUUUUAUUUUUGUUACAAAAAAAUGGGAAUUUUCUCAAAUGAUAAAGCUCUUGUGCUUAAGUUUGCUUUAGUGGUUGCUAUUAUGGUAACCUCUACGGCUUACGGCGCAGGCAACUUUUUCGACGAUUUUGAAACAACGUUUGGUGGUGAUAGGGUGCAAAUUUCCGGCUCUCGUAGCGAGCAACUCUCGCUCGCCUUAGAUCAGGGUUCAGGAUCCGGGUUCCGGUCUAAGAAGGAAUACUUGUUUGGAAGAAUUGACAUGCAAAUGAAACUUGUUCCUGGUAAUUCUGCUGGUACUGUCACGACGUUAUAUUUGACAUCUGAUCAAAGCACAGGAAGACACGAUGAGAUCGAUUUCGAGUUCUUAGGGAACGUAACUGGCCAGCCUUACACUCUUCACACCAAUGUGUUUAGCCAAGGACAAGGCAAUAGGGAACAACAAUUCCACCUUUGGUUUGACCCAACAAGCAACUUUCACACCUAUUCCAUUGUUUGGAACCCACAACUAAUUAUGUUCUUGGUGGAUGAAACGCCCUUAAGAGUAUUCAGAAACUACGAGAACAAAGGGAUUACAUUUUUCCCAAAGAGCCAACCCCAAAGAAUAUACGCUAGUCUUUGGAAUGCCGACGAUUGGGCAACACAAGGAGGAUUGGUGAAGACAGAUUGGUCUAAGGCUCCCUUCAACGCCUACUACCGGAACUUCAACAUCGACACCUCGACGAACGGGAAGUGGAAGACUCAUGAUCUUGAUGCAAACAGCAGGAGAAGAAUGAAAUGGGUUCAAGAUAACUAUAUGAUCUACAAUUAUUGCACUGAUUGGAAGAGAUUUUCUCAAGCUUUUCCUCCAGAGUGCAAGCAUGCCAAGUUUAAUUAAGGGGUGAAAAUAUGGACAUAUAAUAUAUUUGCAUGCAUGGCCUACCAUUUAAUUCAUAUUGUAUUUUAAUUUGAUUCUUUAUUCAUAAAUUAUAUACUUGUAUUCAUUUCACUUUGUAUUUUAGGUUUAUACAUGAAUUUACAUUUUUAUGUGUAAUUGUAAUCAUAAGAUAUUCAAUAAAAUCAAAUUGAUUGAUUCUUUUUUAUAAUUAAA